Chionomys nivalis (European snow vole) is the source of this 1014-nucleotide messenger RNA. It is a transcript of the gene S100a13, whose product is annotated as S100 calcium binding protein A13. Gene Ontology annotation, molecular function: RAGE receptor binding. Gene Ontology annotation, biological process: positive regulation of canonical NF-kappaB signal transduction; positive regulation of cell population proliferation. Gene Ontology annotation, cellular component: perinuclear region of cytoplasm. Lineage: Eukaryota; Metazoa; Chordata; Mammalia; Rodentia; Cricetidae. The transcript has 4 exons. The record is from RefSeq and is a predicted model, not a curated record. Bases 568 to 864 code for a protein of 98 amino acids.
UUGCUGUGGUGCUGGCUGAGCAGGGAAAGGGGAAAAUUCUGCCCAGGGUUGCUUAGCCUAUGCGCUUCCGUGAGGGACUUCUGUCUCGGAGCUCAGCGAAGAAUUUCAGCUGGGAUUUCAUUAUGGGGGCCUCAGCCUGGGGCUUUCCGAGUGUCCUUGGACUGUAGGAUCUUUUGCAGGGUCUCUGGUUUCUGAGACCGGGCUUUCCAGUACUGAAUUCCCCAACUGUUUUUAUUUUAAUUAUUCUAAACAACAACAGUAGCAGCCCUUCUGACAAGAUUCCUAAUUAGCCACCGUAAUGGGGUGUGAUGGGACCCUCUGAUCCCUCCUGAUCAGGCUGUGUCCUGGUCGCGUGGCGCAGUGUUGGGAUGGCUAGUGACAGCAGGGGCGGUCCCCUCUUUUCCGAAUCAGCGGAGGCGGAAACUUGACACUUCGAACUUGGGAGUGGCUCUCUUCUUUCCUGGUGCUUAAAAACUUCAGCCUGGAGGCUCCAGCUCAGCUCGCCACAUCCCACCUCACUUCCCCGGGUUGGUUUGUGAGGACGUCAGCUCCUGCUUUGCAGUACUGAUGGCAGCAGAGCCACUGAGUGAACUGGAGGCGGCCAUCGAGACUGUGGUCACCACUUUCUUCACCUUUGCAGGGCGGGAAGGACGGAAAGGCAGCCUGAGCCUCAAUGAGUUUAAGGAACUGGUCACCCAGCAGUUGCCUCAUUUGCUAAAGGAUGUGGGCUCUCUGGAUGAGAAGAUGAAGAGCUUGGAUGUGAACCAGGACUCGGAGCUGAAGUUCAGUGAGUACUGGAGACUGAUUGGGGAGCUGGCAAAGGAAAUCAGGAAGGAGAAAGCCCUGGAGAUCCGGAAGAAAUAAAGCCUGCUUGUCAGAAGAAGUGCACGUUCUUAUACUCUAUCCAGAUUCCUUUUCUGGACACCAGGAAGUGGGAAAGCUCUGUCUUUACCUGAGGUGAAAACAUGAAAAUCAAAGACACUUUGAAGGCAAGGAAUGAGAUUCAUCCUCUCA